ACAAUGCAGCUUAACGGGCCUGCAGCGUUCAGCUAGCCGUUUAUACUUACAGUUAUUAACCGUAAACCUUGAAAUGCUGUGAAAAUCACCGCCUGGUGUUUCACUUAUUUACGGUUCAGUUGCGUCGUCCCCGCGGUCCGUUUUGCCCGGAGCCGUUUCUCUGUUUAUGCUUCUCCCGUGGGUGUUUUUGUUUUGUUCUCGGUGACGGCUGGAAAUGGAGGCGGCUAACGGGCGUCUGCUGCGAGGUGUCCGGAGCACGGCGGAGGGGAGCGGCUGAAAACACGAAGAAAAGAUAAAAACAAAACGAGGGAGGGCGAAAACGGGGCGGGAGUUGAAAUUUAUUAGAAAGGCGGAUUGAAUAACCAGGUCGGUGGUCUGGUUAGCAUGGUGGAGUAGGCAUCUCCAGUUUUAACGCUAUCGGGCUCCUCCGACCGAUCGACCGACGGGCGGCUCGCUCUCACCGCGGAGGAUCACCAUGGCCCCGGGCUCGCUGGUGGCGGCCUGCCGCAGCUUGGCCCUCUCUACGUGGCUGCUCUCCUUCUGCUUCGUCCACCUGCUGUGCCUGGACUUCACCGUGGCCGAGCGGGAGGAGUGGUACACCGCCUUCGUCAACAUCACCUACGUGGACCCGGCCACCUCGGAGCUCCGCACCGAGAAGACGGAGUGCGGUCGCUACGGGGAGCACUCGCCGAAGCGGGACGCCAAGGGGGUGGUGGUCCUGCCCGCAGCCCCGCACGAUCGCCAGGCCUGCGACCCCAGCACCCGGUUCGCGGUGCCCGCACAGGCCGGGGCCUGGGUAGCGCUGAUAGCCCGGGGCAACUGCACCUACAAGGACAAGAUCCGCCACGCAGCAAACCACAACGCCUCGGCCGUGGUCAUCUUUAACGUGGGGUCCACCAAUGCUAACGACACCAUCACGAUGCCCCAUCCAGGUACAGGUGAGGUGAUCGCCAUCAUGAUCCCGGAGCCGAAAGGCCGCGAGGUCGUGUCGCUGCUGGAGCGCAACGUGACGGUCACCAUGACGAUCACCAUCGGGACGAGGAACCUGCAGAAGUACGUCAGCAGGACGUCGGUGGUGUUCGUCUCCAUCUCCUUCAUCGUGCUGAUGAUCAUCUCCCUCGCCUGGCUCGUCUUCUACUACAUCCAGAGGUUCAGAUACGCCAACGCUCGAGACCGGAACCAGCGUCGUCUUGGCGACGCGGCGAAGAAGGCCAUCAGUAAGCUGCAGGUUCGCACCAUCAGGAAGGGCGACCAGGAGACGGAGGCCGACUUCGACAACUGUGCCGUCUGCAUCGAGGGCUACAAGGCCAACGACGUGGUGCGCAUACUGCCCUGCAGACAUUUGUUCCACAAGAGCUGUGUGGAUCCGUGGCUGCUGGAUCAUCGCACAUGUCCGAUGUGCAAGAUGAACAUCCUGAAAGCCCUGGGCAUCGCUCUGAAUGCAGAUUGCCUGGACGACCUGCCGCUGGACUACGACCUGGCCCUGGGCGGCGUGGGUGGGGUCGGUGUGGGCGGGGUAGGUGGAGUCGGGGCCCUGGCUCUGGAGGCCGUGGUGUCCGGGGCCUCCAGUGACGGUACGCUGAGCGAGGGCAGCUCCUCGGUGGUGCUGGACCCCGGCGUACGGCGGGUCGGACUCCCGCAGGACUACCAGGACCCCGACACCCUGAGAGACAGCCCAGUGACGGCCACCACCGACACACACACAGGUGAGCUUCAGCCAAUGGCGAGCAGCGCCUCGGUGGCGUCAUUGGUCAUUGCCGUGGAAACAGGUCUAUCAGAUGAGGAGGGGUCUAUGGAGCAGUCUCAGCUGGGGGACAAAUCCUGAGAGGAGCACAACAGAACCAAACCAGGAACCGGGCCAAACAGACUCCGAUCAGGUUCAGAUUUUUAACCAGACUUCAGUGAACCUGAAAUCACAUCUGAGCCAAACCCGACUGCACUAGACUAAGUACGACCCGAGAUAGCUCCAGGCCCUGGUUCUGGUUUAGACUGGUUCCAAGUGGAAGCUAAACACAGAACCAGCACCAGGGUCUGACUGGGUUUUUUCCUCUUUGAACAAAUCUUUGCUAAACCGAACCAACUUGUCUGGACCAUAGGUGGACUCGAGCCUAGCUAGAACCAGGGGAUGGGUUUUUACAUAGUUGAAUAAACGUGUCUGGACUCAAACACAACUCACCGACUUGGUCUGGAUCCAUCUCUGGUCUCUUCCCAGACACUCGGUGAGGUCCGAUCCAGGACCUAACACAGUUGUUGUCCAGUUCCUUGGUCGUACCCUCAGCAGAUGUUUCUCCAAGGUUAAACUGGGAUUAAAGUCAGUCUUACCUGUCCGUGCAGAUGUCUGAAUCAACCCACAUCUGCCUCAGUUCAUGCUGUGUGUAGAAUUAGAUGUGAAUAAUCCUGGCGAUGGAAAGUUUAAUACAAAUCGACUCCUGACUUGAAGGACCUUCAGCGCGCAGACGGGAUUCAAACAGACGACCUGACAAAACCCAAGAGACACGAGGUUGAUCAAACUCACCGCGGUGCUCGUGUGAACAGGGACCUGAGAAAGUCGGCUGCCAGAAGAGGAAACGCUCAAUAUUCUUCUUCAUCAGCUAAUCUGGAGGACCUUGAUGAAUGCAUGAGAGAUCCAGGAGAGAUCUAGACUUUCGUAUUUCUACCUGUUCUUCAGUAAGGAGUGCUCCCGUCUCGGAGUAUUCAGUCACCUGGUUCUUCCAGGUGGAGCGGCACAACAACUACACAACCAUUGAACGGACAAUGACGCAGUUCUCGGGGCUGCUGGCUUCCUGUAAGAUUUGGUCUUUUUGGUUAAUUUAGCUCAUUUUGAUUUGCCUGCCAACGCGCCAGGCUCUGUUUCUUGAUGUGUGAUGGCUGACUCAUUUUGGAAGGAAGUCUUAUUUUGAAAGGACACACCAGCUACUCUGAGCAGUGGAUUCAGCUUUUGUUUUUUUUGUUUUUGUUUUGCUUUAACAGUGGACUCAUCCUGGCAGUAUUACAGCUACAGUAUUGAACAGCAACUACACACAGUAUUUUAUUUUUUCUCUCUCUCUCUUUUUUGCCUGUCUGUAUAUUUCUAGGCCUCUUUAUCUUUACAGUAUUCGGUUUGGACGCUUUCUUUCCUCGACUGUGGCUCCAAACAGGGUUCCUAUAACGUGAGAAAACCAGGUGACACUUUCCAGGGCUGUACAGAAAACGACGAGGUGUGAGGAACGUUGACGAUCUACAGCUUGGUUUUUCAGAAUGUACAAACCUUUCAGGGAAACGGUCACGAGAGAAAUGGCGCCACUAUAGAGGAGAGUUUUCAGCUGCACCAUCACCUCUUUAGAUAGUUUGUCUGUGUAUAUGGUUAAAGAAAACAUCUGUAACGCCGGGCAGACACUGUAUCUUGUUGACUCAUAAUACACAUUAUAAGACGAGUUCACACUCAGUCUAAGCACGGACUCACAAUUGGAACUUUCGUUUGAAUAUUUCAUUUAUUUUCUCAUAUUCAAACGAAAGUUCACGUCCUCAACAACGUUGACAAACCGAGACGAACGCAGCGUUACUUUGUGCAAAACUGCUAUGAAUGAAAGACGCAGAUCUCACACCAGCCGUGAUGUUGACGUUCCGUCUCGUGUAAUAACCACUCAUGACUCAGACCACACCUGUAGAGUUUCAUGACUGCACCUUGCACAGUGAUGAUUAUCACGGUUACACAGUAAGUCCACAGACAUAAACACUGCCAAAGCGCUCACAUCUAGCAUUGGCCCGAUUCUAAAUUGGGCGGGACCAGUUCACGGGUCAACUCGGGCUGAACCUGUAUAGUGUCUGCCUGGCUUAGGUUAUAAGAUACAGACUUUCCUCGUCAGUCUUCCGUCUCUCCUGCGGUGUAACGUUCGGUAAGCGUUGUCCGAACUCCCUGUGACAGUCCUCUGUUCAAAUGCCACGUAGGAACCCUGAAUAUAGUGUUGCCUUGUUUCGUUGUCUCUCUGUCCAUCCAUCUGUGCGUCUGCCUGACCACACGUGUCUCCUAGCAUGGCCUCAUGCUGCCUUUUUAAAAACACAUUGACCUUUAACCCCCGACAAUCAAGGAUUGGAUCUUUCACUCUCUUCAACCCUGCGGUCUACACUACAGUAGGUGUAGCUGCCAUCACAUAGACGUCACAUAAUCAAGCUGUGACAGACGUUAAGUUUCAGAGCUGUAGACGGACGAGAGCUUAGCGAAGAAUCCCUCCCUGCUUUAGUGAGUACCGUUCACUCCUGAUGUGUGCAACAGCUCAAAGCCAAACGUGUAAAUAUAAAAUGUAUAUUCCACAGUUUCACUACGUCACGUGGCGUUGCUGUCGGUUUGCCAAACUGCUGUGCAGACUGCGUAAGGCUUUCGGUUGUGGCGUGGUGUCGCCGGCGCCGUGAGCUUCCUGAAACAGAGAGAGAUAAAGAUUGUCGUCUAUUUUGAUACCAGAGGAGACGUUUAUUUUUGUAAUGAAGACACCCAGCAGCAAAGACUGAUUCCCUUCCCAUCCCUUCAUUACCCAUGGCCCGAUGAUACUCAAUGGGAUUAUUGAUCAGACAGAUUUAAGUGUUGAUUAUUUGUGUAAUUGUACAUACAUACAGUACGUAACGGACCUUGGUAAUAUGAAACUAUACGCCCGUAAGUUUGUCAGUAAACGUUUGGGAUCUGUCGAUGUAGCCUGACGAAACCUGAGAGAACUGAGUCUGAUCACCAGCUGGACGACCAGUUCUGUGCUCAUUAUGUUUUUUGUUUUUUCCCGCCCUCCAAAGUCUGGUGUAAAAGCUUUUUUUCACUGGUCUAAAAAAAAAAAAAGAUACGAGUUUCAUUGCAGGAAUAAGUUUAAAGAACACUAUACCACUCCAACAGUCGGUUACACAAGUGUUGCGUCCACUAUUCAACGCUAUAUAUAAAUAACAAUAUAACACAAAAUCAAACCGGUUCAGUUCCCGGUCGUUACCGUGCUGGUGUUUCCAGUCCAAACGCCGAGUUCAUUUUCUCUCAGACCGUCAGAAACCAGAAAGACUUUUAGUAUUUUUUUUUUUAAGGGUCUUCCUACUUUGCUUCCUUCCUCCUCACAGUUCAGUUUCAGGUUCAGUCAAUUACCAAGUAUAUAACAAACACUAAUUAAACACCUGUCAAAUACUGGAGAGCUUCUUUGCUGUAAUAUAUGAAGAUGAUGAAUUUGUUUGCCUUGUCUUGGCCAAGUUUCAGUGAAUAAUGUUUUAAUUAAAGUCACAUCUUUUGUGUCGUAAGCUUUAUUUUCAAUUAAUUCAGUUGAAUUUCAUGUUAUUUUCACUUUUGCACUCUUUUUUUUUUACGUGAAAGUGAACUUCACUCAACCCUCCUCUGCAUCCAGUUGUUUCAUUAGUAAAGACUGAAGCUGCUGUGUCAUGCUGCUGUCCCUUAGGGCCGGGUAUCAAACCUCAAAUCCUGCUUUAUUACCAACUGAAAUGUGUCAAAAACAUCUGGUUAGAUUCAUCAUUUCGUGUUCUCACUCUUUGAUCCAAUAGUUUCUGAUUGACGUUAAAAAUUUUGCCAACAUGCCGCUCUUUUGUUUCUGUACGCCAUCUUGUUUAGACUUCUUUCUGUAAUGUGAGAAAAAGGCAUUGAUUCGUUUUUGUAACGAAAAACUGAAUGAAUGAUACCCGGCCCUUAUACCACUCAUACACCAUUAAUACAGACCUUUGCCAAGUUAAGUAUUUCUUCCAUCAAGAUAGUAGAAAACUCAGAAAAUAUGAACAUGUGUAAUUUAAUUUCUUCAUCACGAGGCUGGAAAAUUGUUCAUGACACUAAUUUAUCGGAUCAGUGCGACAACCAAGUUUAGACUUGACAGAUAACUUUGCAUUCACGAAGAAAACCUUCCAUAAUUAUUAAAGUAUGGCUUUCAUAUCUUGUGAAUUUGAUAGGCACUACAUAAUUACCUAGCUUCAUUAUAAUAUUGUAACUGUGGCCUACAAUAUUUGUAAUUAAGAUCACAUGAUAUGUAAGGCUUAAUACAUCAUUAUUACAAGAUACAGCUGUUAAAAGGUUUGAGAUAGAUUACGGAUUCUCCUUCAUAUAACUGACAUAAUAGCUCAUAAGUACGAGAUGUUCAGAUUUAUCACGUAUGAAGUCAUAAUUCUCUUUUUGCAAUCGCCUUAAAUGGAUUUUGUACAUCAGCUUGUCAAAUGUUGGGACCCUCAUGUCACUGCCAGUAAUGACGUCUGAUUGGUUCUUUGUGCUCCUCCCCUCCCUAUUGGCUGUUUUUUGAUUGGUUGCUCAGCCCCUUUUGUUGAUGCACUUUAAUACUGUUUCUCUGGAAGGUUCUUGAUAAAGUCUUCUUGUCUCCCCCUCCCUGUCAUUUCUAUCGCUCUUCACUGUCAUUUUUUAUUUUGUUUCUCUUUCUGCUUUAUUUCUCUCAAGAUUUCUAUGUUGGAAAUGUUUUGUGAGAAGGUGCUGAGACCUUUGUGUAUUAAAAAAAGGAUCAGCCCUGCUUUUCCACUGAACUACAAAUCACAUAUUUGUAAACCGACUGCUUUUUUGCCAUAUAUUGUAAUUUUGUGUCGUAGUUUCUGAUCGCUUUCCUGAGGCGUGUGAUCCCAUUGGGAUUAAAUAUCUGACUCUGAAAGCAGCGUCAGUGUUGAACAUUUAAAUUUAAGGAUUUUUAGUCAUCGCGUUAGCAUUUAGUCACGGCUAUAGAAGAAGGAAUCAAAGAAAUUAAAGGGAAAGCAGAACGAAAGACAAAACUUUCAGACCCUUCCAGAGAGACGGCGAGAGUUGUAGGAUGAUCAGAUGAGUUUGUAGCCACGGUAACCCCUCGGCUGCCAUGACAACAGGGUGUGAUGUGGUGUCGUGUGUGUUUCUACAAUAUUAAUUGUUUUCAGAACGUCUGUCUGUGCGAUUGUCCUGUGCACGCCAACACAAAAUACACACACCCACAUACAUACGUGUAAAUACAAGGCGGUGUGAUGCCAUGUUGUUUCUGUGUUUCAGUUGUUGCACGUGUUCUGAUUCAGGACAGAAUUUAAAUAAAAUUUUAU
Seriola dumerili (greater amberjack) is the source of this 7008-nucleotide messenger RNA. It is a transcript of the gene rnf150b, whose product is annotated as RING finger protein 150-like. The record is from RefSeq and is a predicted model, not a curated record. NCBI's taxonomy places the organism in Eukaryota, Metazoa, Chordata, Actinopteri, Carangiformes, Carangidae. The transcript has 6 exons. The coding region runs from base 476 to 1825 and encodes 449 amino acids.